AUGUCACCACUCAGCAGCAACACAUUCGAACCAAACAACGGCAUCCCAGAUCUCUCUGGCAAAGUCUACGUCGUCACCGGCGGAAGUGCAGGAAUCGGCUUCGGCAUCUGCGCUCAUAUCCUUCAACAUAAUCCCGCAGCUUUGUAUAUUCUUUCCAAAAAGGAAGAGCACUUGGAAGAAGCUCAAGAAGCUCUCAAGAAAUAUGGAGAUGUCACCAAAGUCCACGCCGUGCAAUGCGAUCUUGAAGAUCUCCAACAGACAAAUGAAGUCGCAAACCGACUCCGCGAAGAACUCACAAGACUCGACGCACUGGUACUAAACGCAGGCCUAGGCGUCGGAAAAUACGCCGAAUCCAAAAACGGCCUGGACACACACAUGCAAGUAAACGUCUUCGCCCAACACCACAUCACCAUGAUCCUCCUCCCCCUCCUCCUCCAAACCCCAGACUCACGCCUAGUCCUCCAAUCCUCCGACCUCCACCGCGGCGCAACCUCAGACACAAAAUUUGAAAGUCUCACCGAAAUCAACCAAGACAUCGGUCCCAUGCGCCUCUACAACCGCACAAAACUAGCCCAAAUCCUGCUCGUCCGCGCAAUGGUUCGUCGCAAAGAACGAGGCGCAGGCGAGCUGGGCUUAAAACCCGGAUCAGCGCCAUGGAUCAACGCCACACACCCGGGAGCCGUGAAAACUGAUCAGCAAGACCAAGCCGUAGAAGCAUACGGGACUCUCGGGAAAAUUGGAGUUAAAGCCGUGCGGCCAUUCAUGAAAGAGCCCGUGGACGAGGGUUGUAGGUCCGCGCUUUUUGCGGCUACGAGUGGAGAUAUUAGCAAAGAGGGGAUUGACGGGAAAUAUAUUGUUCCAGAUCGUAAGGUUACAGCUGUUUCUUCGCAGGCGGAGAAUGAGGAGCUGGGGGAGAAUUUGUGGCGUUUGACUGCGGAGGUUUUGCAGCAGAAGCUCGGUAGUCUGCCGUAUAGUAUGUUGUAG
Cercospora beticola is the source of this 984-nucleotide messenger RNA. RefSeq lists its product as uncharacterized. The record is from RefSeq and is a predicted model, not a curated record. NCBI's taxonomy places the organism in Eukaryota, Fungi, Ascomycota, Dothideomycetes, Mycosphaerellales, Mycosphaerellaceae.